AAUAAGACUCAUUACAUGGCGCAAUAGAGUUUUGAGUGAGCAGUGCACUUGCGGAGGGGGCUAUCAAUGCUGCAGGUAGAGAAUGAGCAGACGACGCUCGAUAACUUGACCCACGGGCCACGAAGAUGCAGUGACACUGUAAACUUGCACGUUAGCGACAAAUUUGAAACUCUCGAAGGGAACGCGUAAUUUGAAGAUUUGCCAUGCGGCAGAAAGUGUCAUCUCGAUUGCAGAGAAAACCUCAAUGUUUACAAUUUGCUCGGCAUGCGAGUGAGCUGAUUGUGCGAAAGUGAACGUGUCGUUUCUCGCUAAAUGAACAUUGAAAAAAAGUAAUUCGUUGAUAUCAUUGAUGGUUUUUCGAUUAAUUUGAAUAAUCAUGAAUUUCGUGGAUUUGGAGAUUCGUAAAGCCGAGCCCGAGGACUGCAUAAAAAUACGAGAGCUCAUUCAAGAAUUGGCUGAUUACGAACAAAUGCCCAACGGUCCCAAGAUAGAUUAUAAAACUCUGCAACGAGAUGGCUUUGGAAGCAAGAAACCCCUUUACGAGUGUUACGUGGCUGUUGUAUUCGGUGAAAUUGUUGGAUAUGCUUUGUAUUUUUGGAUUUAUUACUCAUUGGGUAGAAAAGCCCUGCAUUUAGAGGAUCUCUACGUUACCCCGUUUCAUCGACUCAAAAAUAUCGGAAGCAAAUUAUUUUCAGCAGUUGCUAAGAAAAAUUUCAAUGAAAACGGCCAAUUUCUGGAUUUCUCAGUUCUCAGCUGGAAUCCAGCUGAAACAUUUUACCUAUCCAAAGGUUCGAAAGAUUUAACUAAAGAUGAGGAUUGGCAAAUGUAUAGAUUUGAUCGUGCAACUUUACAAGCGUUGGCGGAAAAUACUGCCGAUUCAGAGUACGUUGCUACAGAAAUUGGAAAUUUCAAUGCGAUAGAGCAGUUGGCUAAGGAAGCUUUACCACACACAAGAUCCAAGUACGAAGUAAAAAAAUUGAAAUCGGUCUCGGACACGGAAGGAUCCAACAGCUCCGGAGCCGGAUGUCUGGCAGUUUUUUCAGGCAAUGGAGAGGUCGUCGCUUAUGCUCUGUACUGUUACGCGUACUCGACUUGGGAGGGAAAGUCGAUGUACCUUCAAGAGUUCCCUCAAUGGAACGUCGGCGACCGAAUCAGACUCUGCUUGCUUCGUGCACUAGCGAAGAAAGCCUGUGACGACGGAUGCUCGAGGAUAGAUUUUUGGAAAAAACAUCAGCUCGAAGAUUUACUUCUUUUCUCGUCUCACGGUGCAAAAAAUUUAACUCACAGCGAGAUGUGGCAUUUGUAUCGAUUGUUCGAAUUAAUCUGCGCCGUGCUAAACGAGAUAUAUACUUAUUAUAUACAAAAUACAGAGAGAGAUAUGGACGGCGUGACGAUUCGCGAAGCUAGACGAGAGGACUGCCGGGCGAUCAUCGAUUUGUCCAGGGAGAUCGCCGAUUUUCACAAGCAUUACAACAGUCCGCAGAUCGAUCCCAAAGUUUUGGAGAGAGACCUGUUCGACGCGGCCAAUCCGAACAUGGGCUUCUACGUGGCCAGCGAGGACAAAAGCGAUCGAGUGAUCGGCUACGGUCAUUAUUUUUACACGUACACGCUGAGGCUCGGCCGGUGCAUGUGCCUGCAAGAUCUCUACGUGCAGGAGGCUUUUCGCAACCUGCGCGUCGGCGAUAAACUGAUGAAGGCUAUCAGCCAAAAAGCCGUCGAGCAGAGCAUUGGCAAGAUGGAAUUUGUCGUUACCGAUUGGAAUCCGGCGAAGAACUUUUACAAGAAGAGGGGCGCAGUGGAUUACACGGAAAAGGAGACGUUUCACGUUUAUCAAUUCGAUAGGAAGGCCAUCGAAAAAAUGGCAUCGAGCCCUUGAAUAUCCGAUGCGACGGACUAAAUUUCUCGGAUGAAUUGUGCUUCGUAUACGUGGAUGACGAUCUCUACGUUACGAUGGAAAUAUAAUUAAUUAUUCGGAUGAUUAUGAUAAUUGCAGGAGUACCGAUUAACGAUCGGCUUGCUCGAAGUAGUUUUUUGAUUACGUCAAUUAGUGAUUCUUACUAGCAACAAGUGGAGCGAAUAUUGGAGAUUAUGUUACUUGAUAAUGUGUAGUUUGCCAAUGAUUUACAAUGAUUCCAUUGGAAAAUUUUUUGACAAAAUAUAGUGGUAGUGACUGAUACCGACGGAUGCCUUUGAAGGGAAAUUUUUUAAAAAUAAGCUGAAUAUCAAAAUUGCAGUAAAUUAAAAUUUCUAAGUUAGGUCCCACAUGGACUAAAUUGUAUACUGUACCUGUACUCUGUUUUCAUUCAUAUACAUACAUAUUUGUACUUAAUUUAAAAAAAGUUUACUUAAAUUUA
Trichogramma pretiosum is the source of this 2354-nucleotide messenger RNA. RefSeq lists its product as uncharacterized. The transcript is spliced from 12 exons. Gene Ontology annotation, molecular function: N-acetyltransferase activity. The coding region runs from base 377 to 1876 and encodes 499 amino acids. Lineage: Eukaryota; Metazoa; Arthropoda; Insecta; Hymenoptera; Trichogrammatidae. The record is from RefSeq and is a predicted model, not a curated record.